AUGCACCAAGAACAGUUCGUGUACUCGGCGACCGUGGACGUCCAGCAGUACGUUGGCCCGUACAGGUUGGAGAAGACUCUGGGCAAAGGACAAACAGGUUUAGUGAAGCUCGGCAUUCAUUGCGUCACCGGGAGAAAUGUAGCAAUAAAAAUAAUUAACCGGGAGAAGCUGAGCGAGUCGGUGUUAUUAAAGGUGGAAAGGGAGAUUGCUAUAAUGAAACUCAUAGACCACCCGCACGUGUUGGGCUUGUCAGACGUCUACGAAAACAAGCGAUACCUAUACUUGAUACUGGAACACGUGUCCGGAGGCGAACUUUUUGACUACUUGGUUAAAAAAGGGAGGCUGACGCCCAAAGAAGCUAGAAGAUUUUUUCGACAAAUCAUCUCUGCGUUAGACUUUUGCCACAGUCAUUUAAUAUGCCACAGAGAUUUGAAACCGGAAAACUUGUUGCUAGACGAAAAGACCAACAUCAAAAUCGCUGACUUCGGUAUGGCGUCCUUGCAGCCCAACGGCAGCAUGCUCGAGACCAGUUGUGGUUCUCCGCACUACGCUUGCCCUGAAGUCAUCCGAGGCGAGAAAUACGACGGGCGGAAAGCGGACGUUUGGUCGUGUGGUGUAAUACUGUACGCACUGCUUGUCGGCGCGCUGCCAUUCGACGACGACAACUUGCGCCAACUGUUGGAAAAGGUGAAAAAGGGCGUUUUCCACAUACCGCAUUUCGUGCCACCGGAUUGUCAAAACUUGCUCCGAGGCAUGAUCGAAGUCAACCCGGAAAAACGGUUAACCUUGAAAGACAUAAACAAACACUCGUGGGUUAUCGCCGGAGGUAAAGGAGAAGUGCACUUAGGAAUGUCAAUGAUAGACGUCAUACAAACCCACAUAAUUCCGUCCUCAAAUGACUUAGACACCGACGUUCUUCAAGCCAUAUCAAGUUUAGGCUGUUUCAAAGACCGAGAAAAACUCACCGCCGCUUUGUUGAGUGUCGAUCAUAACACUGAAAAAGUGAUAUAUUUCCUAUUGCUCGAGCGCAAAAAACGACGACCGGCUAAUGAGGACGACACAGUUGCAGUAAAAAACACCAAAAACAGCUUCGAUCCUCCGAAAAAGCGAGUUGAUACGUGUAAAAUGAUCGACGACAUCGAUAGUAAUUUUUCUCAGAUCAGUGCUGGAUCUCCUGCUACACCUCGAAAACAAAUGUUGCAAAAUCGCAUCUACUACAGGAGAGGAAGUUACAACAAUGUAAGUUCUGCGGGCGGCAACAUGUGCAGCGGUUCGAGCUUAGCCAGUUCUUCGACCUUAGCUGGUAUAUUAUCACCCCUUCCCCAAAGGUCAAACAACUCAAACUAUCGUUACCACAAUCACCACAAGAGCCAGCAGUCGAAGAACUCAUCGAUUUCCCCUCACGGCAAUUACAUUUCAGCGCACAACCAGACGUUGGACACGAACAGCUCGUGCUCGGCAGCCGUACCCCCGUCGCCCGUGCACCACGCGAAGCAGGCAAAAGUCGAAGUGCCUUCGUCUCCUAACCACAUGGUCAUCUGCACGCCCCCGGGGUCGCCUCAACACCUGUCUAACCAUUGGAAAUCGAGACUUACGUCGAUACGCAAUAGCGUACUGGGGUCGCCGAAAUUCCACAGGCGUAAACCUCAAAUGGACAUGGACACGCCGUAUAAACCUACACCUGAAUCUUCACCGGAACUAACGAAAAAAUCGUGGUUCGGAAGUUUAAUGGCUUCUGAAAAAGACGAGACGUUCACUAUUUUGAUAACAGGAAAACCUUUAUCCACUGUAAAGGCUGACUUAAUCCACGCUUUGCUUUCGAUUUCCGAGUUGAGCCACACCGUAAUUAAUGCGCUGUCGUUCCGGGUUGAAUACAGACGUGGAUCCGGCGGCACGGCCAUGUUUCAGAGGCAAGUGCGAUUUCAAAUUGAUUUAUCGGACGUCACGAACACGCAUUCUCCCAGGGACUAUUUAUUCGCCAUCAUAUUCACGUUGCACUCCGGUAAUAUAAGACGUUUCCGGAGGGUCUGCGAACACAUUCAGACGCAAAUGUGCGCGCGGAAAGCUCCAUCAUCGCCCCGGGCUACUAGAAAGUUUAACACGGACUUAUCGGAAAGCUCGAGUUGUGGAUCAGACACGUCCGAGAGAUUAUCGCCAUACGUAAAUAUAAGAAACAUCGAAUCGGACAGAGACGACAAGAAUAAGAGACUGAUCAGCCACCAGGACGGCAAAGGCGGUUACUGCAUCCCCAACAGCCGGCAAAGGCGGCGGAGUUCGAGCCUGGCCAACAACAACAACUUCAACGGCAGCAACAACAAUCCCAUGGCCAACGCGGCGGCCGCAGCCAACGGUCGCAACGAGGCGCCGCCGCCGACGAGAUCUAACAGCGAGACGAAACCGGCCGACGGCGCCUACAUAUCGGUGUCGGGAUCGAUGUCUUGA
Macrosiphum euphorbiae (potato aphid) is the source of this 2442-nucleotide messenger RNA. NCBI's taxonomy places the organism in Eukaryota, Metazoa, Arthropoda, Insecta, Hemiptera, Aphididae. The record is from the annotation of a GenBank genome assembly.